GUUUGUAUAAAAACUAGUAAUGAUUUUAUAUUGUCCGCCGACCCCACAUAAUCACUUCAUAACAUUUCCAAUCGAGAGUGAAAGUAAUUCGUAGAACAACAGAGCACGAUCAAUUUAGUUUCUCUCGACUCUCUUCGAUUUCACCGAGAACAGAGAUCAUUUUAAAAUAAGCAAACAUAUCUAGUUGUAUUUUGUAAAUAGGUUAAAUGAAUCUGUCUUGUUUGAUAAUGAUCUGCGUUUCCUCUUCGGGGUGUUUUGAAAAGUUUUCUCAGAGUUUAGUUCGCCCGAGAGCGUCGGACAAAGCACAAGCACUCGACAAUUUUAAAAUUAUAAAAUAUAAUGAAACAUAAUCGGAAAAUAUAAGCCAAAUACAGAACCUCAUGGACAAGUCAACGCGGCCAAAACGAAAUCGUCGACAUAGCAGGCGAGCCUGGCCACCGGAGGAGGAGCUGCAUCCAGCAUCCCGAGCCACAAAGAGAUUAUUUACUCCCGACAUUAAGAGGAUGCUAAAAGACUGGUUAAUUCGUCGCCGGGAGAAUCCCUAUCCUAGCAGGGAGGAGAAAAAACAACUUGCUGCAGAGAGUGGACUUACUUACACUCAGAUUUGCAAUUGGUUCGCGAACUGGCGAAGAAAGCUUAAAAACUCGGAGAGAGAGAAAGCCAAGAAAUCCUGGGGCCAUCUGAUCAAAAAUUACAACCACAAUGCAAGGGGUAAUGUGGAACAAUUUAGCAUCUCGUCGGAGGAUAGCAUUUGGGAGGAGGAGAUGCACUCAUGUCCUGGGGAGGAUGACGAAGGCGACGAUAAUGACGAGUUUUCCAGCCACAGUACUGGAUCUGCAGAUCAGACCGAGCGAAUACCCAUUUUAUCAGCGCAAACAGGGGGCAGGGCCAAGUACAAGCAUCAGAUGAUGGAAAAGUAUCUACGAGAUAGUUCCCCGGCGAAAACGACCAGUCAACAGGGUACGCAACUCAACAAGUGGUUGGAAAGUGCAGCAAAGUUCACACCGGACAGGAACAAUUAUCACAUCGAGUGGAAUAUGACCAGAAAGCUAGCAGCAAUAGCAGUUGUGGACAAGCGAUCUUUACCACAGAUGUGUCUGGGGCUGGUCGUGGUGGACGCUGGAUGCUUCAUCAUAAGGACGAAUUGGAAGCGGCAGAGGCCUUGGCCAACCUCGCCUUCAACUGCAGGCAGCGCUGGCACCAUAUCUAAAGACUGAAGACUCCGGAACUGACGCCAUCAUUCCAGCAGAAGUUUCAGGCCCCGCUAAAAAGUGCAAUCUAGUCAAGUGGGCUUCUUCUGGUUUUCAUUUUCGAACUUUACAGUACAAUAAUCACACGUUACAGGAUUUUCUUCGAGUUAAAAACCUUUUAGACCAACACUCAUUUAAAUUAUGUGAUAAAUUAAGUAGAUCAUAUUCAUGUAAACAUGAAAACCAGGUUUCGCCGAGAGUUAGCAAUUACAAUUACUACAGCUAGUUUAGAGUGAAAAACAAUUAUAUAAUUUUUGAUUUCUUGUUAUUUAA
This is a messenger RNA of Drosophila sechellia, 1523 nucleotides long. RefSeq names its product homeobox protein Mohawk. Gene Ontology annotation, biological process: cell development; muscle organ development; regulation of transcription by RNA polymerase II. Bases 381 to 1217 code for a protein of 278 amino acids. Lineage: Eukaryota; Metazoa; Arthropoda; Insecta; Diptera; Drosophilidae. Gene Ontology annotation, cellular component: nucleus. The transcript has 5 exons. Gene Ontology annotation, molecular function: DNA-binding transcription factor activity, RNA polymerase II-specific; RNA polymerase II cis-regulatory region sequence-specific DNA binding. The record is from RefSeq and is a predicted model, not a curated record.